Phalaenopsis equestris is the source of this 720-nucleotide messenger RNA. RefSeq names its product protein PROTON GRADIENT REGULATION 5, chloroplastic. Gene Ontology annotation, biological process: photosynthetic electron transport in photosystem I; response to high light intensity. Gene Ontology annotation, molecular function: electron transfer activity. Bases 138 to 500 code for a protein of 120 amino acids. Gene Ontology annotation, cellular component: chloroplast. Lineage: Eukaryota; Viridiplantae; Streptophyta; Magnoliopsida; Asparagales; Orchidaceae. The record is from RefSeq and is a predicted model, not a curated record. The transcript is spliced from 2 exons.
AGCUCCCUCCAGCCAAAAAAAAAAAAGCCCAACUUUAACCAAGCACAAGAAACCUCAUUUCAAUCUCCCUUCUUCUCCCAACACCCCCUAAAAAAAAGCCAUUUUUUCCUUCUUCCCCCUCCCUCCACACCCCCGCCAUGUCCACCUCCAGCCUCAGCGGCCUCUGCUCAAGUUUCCAUGGAAGCUUGACUGUUAGUGGCGAGCACAGAGCUGCUCUCAGAAAAGCCUUCUCCUCCACUGUUCGAACCUCGAAGCCUUUGAGGCUCUGUCCGAUGAUGAAGAACGUUAAUGAAGGCAAAGGUUUCUUCGCUCCUGUUGUAAUUCUCACAAGAAACAUUAUUGGGAAGAAGAGAUUCAAUCAGCUUAGAGGGAAGGCGAUUGCUCUUCAUUCUCAGGUUAUUACUGAGUUUUGCAAGACUAUAGGAGCUGAUGGGAAGCAGAGGCAGGGGUUGAUUAGGCUGGCUAAGAAGAAUGGGGAGAAGCUUGGUUUUCUUGCUUAGGGAUUAAUUGAGAAAAAUGAAUUUAUUUUUAUUUAAAGAGUUCUCUUUUCAUCUAUUUUAUCUUUUUUAUUUCUUUUAAUUUGAACUGAGGGCUGUGAAUGUUAAUGAAGAAUUAUUUAUAGGGUAUGUUUUUAGUUCUGAAAAUGAGUUGCAUUUUGAUAUAGAAGCAUAGGUUUUUGGUAUGUGCAAGCUCAUUGCUAUAGUAUGAAAGAAUGAUAAU